Messenger RNA from Daphnia carinata, 1276 nucleotides. Its product is annotated as glycoprotein-N-acetylgalactosamine 3-beta-galactosyltransferase 1-like. The transcript is spliced from 9 exons. Bases 80 to 1276 code for a protein of 398 amino acids. NCBI's taxonomy places the organism in Eukaryota, Metazoa, Arthropoda, Branchiopoda, Diplostraca, Daphniidae. The record is from RefSeq and is a predicted model, not a curated record. Gene Ontology annotation, cellular component: membrane. Gene Ontology annotation, molecular function: N-acetylgalactosaminide beta-1,3-galactosyltransferase activity.
UGUGAACAUCACGUGCGCACUCUUUUUAGCAGUUCAGACGCUGCUCUUGGAAAAAGUUUUGUUACUGGAAGAGUUAACAAUGCGGUGCUUGUCUCGUCGAAAUGUAACUUUCACCAUUAGCGUCGUCUUUGGUUGCUGUAUCAUCUUUUUGAUGAACCAAUCAAUCCAUCAACUUUUGACUGGCAAUACCGUUGGCGUACCAUAUGUUGUUCAUGAAACGUCCAGCAAGAUUGCCAAAGACUACAGCAGCAGAGUCAGUAUCGUGCAAGAUGGAGAAAAGGCAGAUCUCUACGAAAAAGUGCGCGUGCUUUGCUGGAUCCUGACGUCACCGGAUAAUCACAAGACAAAGGCACUGGCAGUGAAAGAAACCUGGGGGAAGCGGUGCAAUGUUCUACUGUUUAUGAGCUCAGCAGCAGAUCCCAGUUUGCCCUCCGUCCAGCUGCCAGUGCGUGAAGGCCGAAAUCAAUUGUGGGGUAAAACGCGGGAGGCAUUUCGCCAUAUAUGGAACCACUAUCGCGAUGAGGCAGAUUGGUUUCUUAAAGCUGACGAUGACACGUACGUUGUUGUUGAAAACUUGCGUUACUUUUUGUCACCUUACAACACAUCGAAAGCAUUGUGGUUCGGCCACAAGUAUAAAGCAAUUGUUGAGACUGGAUAUUUCAGUGGUGGGGCUGGAUACGUGUUGAGUAAGGAAGCUACAAGGAGAUUCGUGGAAGAAGGUUACUUUAACGCUUUGGCUUGCCGACAUGAUCACGAAGGCGCAGAAGAUGCAGAAAUGGGGAAGUGUAUGCAAAAUCUGAAUGUUUCGGCCAUGGACACGCGCGACUCUAAGGGAAGAGGAAGAUUCUUUCCUUUUGUUCCUGAACAACAUUACUUCGCCGGUAAAAUUACGCCAAGUUAUUGGUACUGGAAUAACAUCUACUACGCCCCCACUCAAGGACGUGAAUGCUGUUCGGAUACCGCCAUUUCCUUUCACUAUGUCAAUCCCCAGCAGAUGUACAUAUACGAUUACUUCCUUUACCAACUUCGGCCUUUUGGAAUGAAAGCCGAUCGACGACCUUCUAUUCCUGAGCCGCCCCCGGACUUGAAUCUCACUGCCUUCCCCUGGUUCGCUCCGAGAGAGGAAACCACUUCCACUACGCCAAGCACAACUAAUACAAUAUUGACCGCUAUCGAUGUUUCUAACGUAACAGAUGUUCCGAAAGUUUCAAAUUUUACAGAAGCUACCGAUAACAAGACAGGAGUGGUUAAUAAAUGGAAGGCUGUUUUCGGAUAA